Molecule: messenger RNA, 519 nt
Organism: Malassezia sympodialis ATCC 42132
Lineage: Eukaryota; Fungi; Basidiomycota; Malasseziomycetes; Malasseziales; Malasseziaceae
Product: iron-sulfur cluster assembly scaffold protein
Biological process (GO): iron-sulfur cluster assembly
Molecular function (GO): iron ion binding; iron-sulfur cluster binding
Source: RefSeq, a predicted model, not a curated record
AUGCGUUUGCCACGCGCUACCGCGGGUCUUGUUCGGCCCGUUCGCAUGUACCAUGAAAAGGUGCUUGACCACUACAACAACCCGCGUAACGUGGGCUCGUUCUUGAAGACGGAUAAGGACGUAGGCAUUGGCCUGGUAGGUGCUCCUGCCUGCGGCGAUGUCAUGAAGCUUAGCAUUAAAGUCAACGAUGAAGGUAUCAUUGAGGAUGUGCGCUUCAAGACCUUUGGUUGUGGCUCGGCCAUUGCAAGCUCGAGUUUCAUGACCGAACGGGUAAAGGGUAUGUCUCUGGACGAAGCUGCCGCUAUCAAGAACACGGAGGUGGCUCGUGAGCUGUCUCUUCCUCCUGUCAAGCUUCAUUGCUCGAUGCUGGCCGAGGACGCUAUCAAGAGUGCGAUCCAGGACUACCGUGCGAAGCGACAGGCGACAGGAAACUUCAAGCAGGGCCAUAUUGAGGUAAUGCAAGAGGCUGCUACCGGGAAGACGACAGCGACAGCGCACGUCGGCUCUGGCACCGUCUAG